CUUUCAUCUCCAACGAUGGUCAAUAAAAGUCCACAAUUUAUUGUUUUAUCCACAUCUUGUUUCAACUCUUCUCCAGGUUUCCUUGAGCUCCAGAGAACAUGUCGACCAUGGUGUACCCACGAGAAGAGAAGCUCGAGAAGCUCUCCCAGGAGGAGAUCAUCUCCAACACAAAGCUGGUGAUCCAGGGUCUGGAGGCUCUGAAGAACGAGCACAACUCGAUCCUCCACAGCCUGCUGGAGACCAUCAAGUGCCUAAAGAAGGAUGAAGAGGCCAACCUGGUCCACGAGAAGUCCAAUCUGCUCCGCAAGUCAGUGGAGAUGAUUGAACUGGGCCUGGGAGAAGCGCAGGUGAUGAUGGCCCUGUCCAACCACUUGAACGCCGUGGAGUCCGAGAAGCAGAAGCUGCGCGCGCAGGUGAGGAGGCUCUGCCAGGAGAACCAGUGGCUGCGCGACGAGCUGGCCAACACCCAGCAGAAGCUGCAGAAGAGUGAGCAGAACGUGGCCCAGCUGGAGGAGGAGAAGAAGCACCUGGAGUUCAUGAACCAGCUCAAAAAGUACGACGAAGACGUCUCGCCCACUCAGGAGGAGAAAGACAAAGAGACACCAAAGGACAACUUGGACGACCUCUUCCCCAACGAUGAAGAGGAGCAGGGUCAAGGAAUGCAGCACCAACACAACAGUGCGGCUGUAGCUGCAGCCCAGCAGGGCGGCUACGAGAUUCCAGCUCGCCUGAGAACCCUGCACAACCUCGUGAUCCAGUACGCCUCGCAGGGCAGGUACGAGGUGGCGGUGCCCCUCUGCAAGCAGGCUCUGGAGGACCUGGAGAAGACCUCUGGACACGACCAUCCUGACGUUGCCACCAUGCUCAACAUUUUAGCCUUAGUCUAUAGGGAUCAAAACAAAUACAAAGAGGCAGCUCAUCUGCUCAACGAUGCGCUCUCCAUCCGUGAGAAAACCCUGGGCAAAGACCAUCCAGCCGUCGCUGCAACGUUGAACAACUUGGCUGUGCUGUACGGAAAGAGAGGGAAGUACAAAGAAGCCGAGCCUCUGUGUAAGAGGGCUCUGGAGAUCAGAGAAAAGGUUCUCGGGAAGGACCACCCAGAUGUGGCCAAACAGCUGAACAACCUGGCUCUCCUGUGCCAGAAUCAGGGCAAAUACGAGGAGGUGGAAUAUUAUUACUGCCGUGCCCUGGAGAUCUACGAGUGCAGGCUGGGCCCGGAUGAUCCCAACGUGGCCAAAACCAAGAACAACCUGGCGUCCUGUUUCCUGAAACAGGGGAAAUACAAGGAGGCCGAGAUCCUCUACAAAGAGAUUCUGACCCGCGCUCACGAGAAGGAGUUUGGAUCUGUGGAUGCUGAGAACAAGCCCAUCUGGAUGCACGCAGAGGAAAGAGAGGAGAUGAGCAAGGGCAAACACAGAGACAACACCCCGUAUGGAGAGUACGGCGGCUGGUACAAGGCCUGCAAAGUCAACAGCCCUACAGUGAACACCACCUUGAGGAACCUGGGCGCCCUGUACCGCCGGCAGGGCAAGCUAGAGGCUGCAGAGACCCUGGAGGAGUGCGCUGUGAGGUCUCGCAAGCAGAGCAACACAGGCAUCGAUCCAAUCCACCAAACACGCGUGGUGGAGCUCCUGAAAGAUACGGAGGGAGACAGGCGGAGGAGCAGAGACAGCCUGACCAGCGUUAAGUAUGAGAGCGGCUCUGAGACCGGCGAGGAAGUGAGUAUGGGCGUGGAGUGGAACGGGGACGGCAGUGGAGCCCUGCAGCGCAGCGGUUCUCUGGGAAAACUCAGAGAUGUUUUACGUCGCAGCAGCGAGCUGCUGGUGAAGAAACUUCAGGGCAAUGGACCUCCAGAACCCCGCAGCACAAACAUGAAGAGAGCCGCCUCCUUGAAUUACCUGAACAAAACGAGCGAUGACUCAUUCCAGGCUCGAGGACGCGGUAACUUCGGGGUGAGCCGGGGCCUGAGCUCCAGCACUGUGGACCUUUAUACAGGAAACUGAGCCGCAGCAGCUGAGCCUCCAAGAUGGCCGCUGACACGCCCACACAGCGUCAGCACCUCCGUACUCCACAGAACUAACAGCAUCGGAUCCAAACACACGUCCUCCCUGAGUCAAAGACUUUUGCACAAAAAGGACCAGCUAUAGGCUCCUCUGUUUUUAGAAGCCACGGCUUCAUUUUCUGAUUUUCG
Molecule: messenger RNA, 2191 nt
Organism: Nematolebias whitei (Rio pearlfish)
Lineage: Eukaryota; Metazoa; Chordata; Actinopteri; Cyprinodontiformes; Rivulidae
Product: kinesin light chain 1
Exons: 16
Coding region: 99-2003 (634 amino acids)
Biological process (GO): microtubule-based movement
Cellular component (GO): cytoplasm; membrane-bounded organelle; kinesin complex
Molecular function (GO): kinesin binding
Source: RefSeq, a predicted model, not a curated record